UCAGCAAUUCUUUUACUUGACAGCUCAAUAAGUGUUUGUCUACUUGAAUAAUUCCGUCUGUUCUUUCUUUAUUUUUUAUGUGUUAUUAAUUUAUCGUAAAAUGCAUUGAUAACUAGUAUUGAUCAUAUAAUUUUUGACACUGAUUUUCUAUUUAAAUGCAGUAAAUUUCUACGUUCAUCGAUAACAAUGAAAAUCAGCAUCAAAAUACUUAACGGACAGGAAUGUUCAUUUGAUGUUAACAGUGAAAUGACAGUUGCAGAAUUAAAAAAUCAUGUGUUUGAAGCACUGAAGGUUCCUGUUAAAGAUCAAAGACUACUUCUUACUGGUCGUCCAUUAAGUGAUGAAAAAACAUUAAUUGAUUAUCCACAAAUUAAAGAUGGUACUAGACUUAAUCUAGUGGUAAAACAACAACCAAUCAUCAAGACUGAUGAAUUAGAAGAAAUGAUUACUAGACAUGUACGAGCACAUUAUAGCAAUGAAGACACUGUUAAAGUCUUAAAAGAAUUUAUGAAAGAAUUUGAUCGUUCACUCACACAAUUUAGUUUAGAUGAUUAUGAACGUAUGGCAAAAUCAUUAUUAACCCAUGAAGAACAGCCUCAAAAAAAUCCUUAAUAAUAAACAAAGCAUUUUGUAAUAUAAUUUAAAUAAAAAUUUAAGUAAUCUAUUUUUAUCUAUUUCUAUUGAUGUUAUACUAGUUUAUUUGACUAUUGUAGCCACAAUAUUUUUUUUUUGUAUAGGCUUUACAAUAAUUAUAUAUAAUGCUAAAUUUGUUU
Messenger RNA from Daktulosphaira vitifoliae (grape phylloxera), 773 nucleotides. Its product is annotated as ubiquitin-like protein 4A. Gene Ontology annotation, biological process: post-translational protein targeting to endoplasmic reticulum membrane. The record is from RefSeq and is a predicted model, not a curated record. Lineage: Eukaryota; Metazoa; Arthropoda; Insecta; Hemiptera; Phylloxeridae. The transcript has 3 exons. Gene Ontology annotation, molecular function: protein binding. Bases 187 to 612 code for a protein of 141 amino acids.